AUGAACUCUAUCCAAUUUCUGGCAAACACCGUGGAUAAGGCGUUCAACCCUGCGUUUCCGCCGGAUCAGAAGUCUCCAUUAGACAUUGACGAUUCAGCCAUUGUCACAAGGCAGCUCGAUCCUCCAGUACAAUUCCAAAAUGAACAGCAACCUGCAUUCGAUGAGGAGGAGGAUACCGACGAUCCAUCGUCUUUUAGCACUCUUUUAAGCAUCUUGUUUUUUAUCCCAAAGCAUAUCAUUGUCAACCCGUUCGUACUGGUUCUUUAUAUCGUCACGUACCCUGUGAGGGCACUGAUAAAUGUGUUUAGCAAGAAACAAGCUAUGCAACAAACGACGCCCGCUCCACAAUCCAAUGACACUAGCGCAGAUCAGGUACAUGUUCUCCAGCCUCAGAGGUCUCGUGAAGACCCUGCAACUCAAAUCACCACCAUAAUGGAGGAAGACAUAGAGUUUGAACUGGAUAAGAGCGAGGAUCCGAUAAAAUCACCAACCGGCCCGGUGGCCUCUACCAGUGCAAUUCGACAACCGCCACAGCAACUACAUAAUACAGAACGCAGGAAGAACAUACGCCAUAACAAUCUCAUGACGCCUCGGAAAAAGAAGUUUAUCUUCCCUAAACUGCUGUUCAACUUUAACAUUAAUCAUCCUCCAAACCUGCCACAAAAAACGCUUGUUCUUGAUCUAGACGAGACCCUUAUACAUUCUCUUUCGAGACACAACUCAUCGAUUCUCAACAAGAAUAAAGGAACCACCAUUGAGAUCCGAAUCAAUAGUCAAUUGGCUACGCUAUAUCAUAUAUAUAAACGACCUUACGUGGACGAGUUCUUGUCGAUAGUCCGCAACUGGUUCAACCUCGUGUGCUUCACUGCCUCCAUCAAGGAGUACGCCGACCCGGUGAUCAACUAUCUGGAACAAGAGGUCAUGCUCAAGGACAAAGGAGACAUUUCGCAGAAAAAGCUGUUCAGCCAACGAUUUUACCGAAACAGCUGUAUUUUCACCGAAGGCAAAGGUUAUGUGAAGGACCUCGGGGUCCUGACUGGUCACCAAAGAGAGAGACCAUCCACACCAACCGCCUCGCCACACCCUCCAGGAACAAACAAUUCGAACGAGACCGUCAAUUCUGUUAGAGACCGUUCUGCAAGCAGAACGAGAGGAUCUUCCGUGGGAAGAUCAGCAACAGACCUUAGCAGGGUCAUCAUAAUAGACAACUCGCCAAUCAGUUACAGCUUUCACAAGAAGAACGGAAUCAUGAUCGAGGGUUGGAUCAACGAUCCUGAUGACUCCGAACUAAUGAAUUUGCUGCCUCUGUUGAACAGCCUCAGAUUCACCAGCGAUGUCAGAAACAUUCUCGGACUCAAGCUAGGCCAAGACGUUUUUGAGUGAGUCGCAAGGCCAUACUUUAUGAGUAACGUAAUAAAUAAAUCAAUUUCAUGUCCCUUGUUGACCGCCUCUCAUUGGCUUCACAAUUCUCAGGUUGAGUCCUAUUCGAUUUUUGGUAGACGGCCGUGUGCGCGAUGAAAUGCUCGACCCAGAAUUCUCCUUCUCUCCUGACAAUGUCCGCUGCUUCAAUGAUCUAUGGGAGGACACGCGUCCUUUCAAAUGAUUGAGUUUUUGCUCAAAUAUCUGUGAAUCCUGCUCCACAAGCAUCUCCUGCGCUUUCAACUGUUGCUCCAACUCCUUGAUCUUGUUGGUUUUCUGGUUGCUCAUCAGCUGCAACGCCUGGAUAUCCUUUUUCAAUUGUCUAUUUUGUCCCUCGAUCUGCUCAAUGUGAUCAGAGAAAUGCUCGAUGGCCUUCUCCAAAGCCUCGAGUUUUGAAGUGCUUUCAAGAGAAUCAUUCGCCUUGCUUUCAAGCUCGGCUAUGUGUGCAUUUUUUUGCUCCAGCUCUCUGGUCAUGGCUAGUUGAGACGACUUUAGCAUCAUGAUCUUAUCGUUCAGUUUGGCCACUUCGUUCGACGGAGUGGUCAUGUUCAUGAGUUCCUUGAACUUUGCCAACUCUUCCUUCAACUGUCCAUUUUCCUCUUCCAACUCCUGGUUCCGCGUUUCCAGUUUCUGUAUCUUUCGGACGUUUUCUUCGUUAAUCUUGGCUUGGUCAAAGUAUCGUUUCUUGAGCUCAUGAUUACUCAAUUCGCUAUUAAUGUGGACGCUAUUUUUGAUAUAUUUGGCUCUGGACCCGAACCUGAGCGUGGAAAGCGUUUCCUGAUCAUUGAGCGAAGAAGGCGAACAGUUGAUAAUAAGCGUGGUUCGGGAGUUUCCUCCGAGAGACUCCUGCAAUAUACGCGUGAGCUUGGAAUCUCUAUAAGGGAUAUGCGUGGACUUGCCGUCCGUGAGAGAGUUUAUGACAUUGCCAAGAGCAGAGAGCGACGAGUUGAUUUUCUUGGCCUCCUCUAAUAGCUGUCCGGAGGCACCUGUUUUGUCGAUUUUCUCUGAACCCG
This is a messenger RNA of Ogataea polymorpha, 2432 nucleotides long. RefSeq lists its product as uncharacterized. The coding region runs from base 1 to 1383 and encodes 460 amino acids. The transcript has a single exon. Gene Ontology annotation, molecular function: protein serine/threonine phosphatase activity. The record is from RefSeq and is a predicted model, not a curated record. Lineage: Eukaryota; Fungi; Ascomycota; Pichiomycetes; Pichiales; Pichiaceae.